Molecule: messenger RNA, 733 nt
Organism: Pteropus alecto (black flying fox)
Lineage: Eukaryota; Metazoa; Chordata; Mammalia; Chiroptera; Pteropodidae
Gene: MYL11
Product: myosin light chain, phosphorylatable, fast skeletal muscle
Exons: 8
Coding region: 128-640 (170 amino acids)
Biological process (GO): skeletal muscle tissue development
Cellular component (GO): cytoplasm
Molecular function (GO): calcium ion binding
Source: RefSeq, a predicted model, not a curated record
AUUGACAGACAGUGACGUCUAUUUGGGCGGUGACAGACAGAAUCCGCAGUCAAUAGGAAGAGCUGAGGAAUUCUUUAGGUCUCCCAAGAAGCCAGAGCCACUGCCCUGCCCCCAGGAGACUGAAGACAUGGCACCCAAGAAGGCCAAGAGAAGGGCAGCAGCAGAGGGCGGAAGCUCCAAUGUCUUCUCAAUGUUUGACCAGACUCAGAUCCAGGAGUUCAAGGAGGCCUUCACAGUAAUCGACCAGAACCGCGAUGGCAUUAUUGACAAGGAAGAUCUGCGGGACACCUUUGCAGCCAUGGGACGCCUCAAUGUGAAGAAUGAGGAGUUAGAUGCCAUGAUGAAGGAAGCCAGUGGUCCCAUCAACUUCACUGUCUUCCUGACCAUGUUUGGGGAGAAGCUCAAAGGUGCCGACCCUGAGGACGUAAUCACUGGAGCCUUCAAGGUCUUAGACCCUGAAGGGAAGGGCACCAUCAAGAAGCAGUUCUUGGAGGAGCUGCUUACCACACAGUGUGACCGCUUCUCCCAGGAAGAGAUCAAGAAUAUGUGGGCGGCUUUCCCUCCCGAUGUGGGCGGCAAUGUAGACUACAAGAACAUUUGCUACGUCAUCACGCAUGGUGACGCCAAGGACCAGGAGUAGGAGACCCUUUUUAGGCCUCCGCUGACCAACGCCUUCCUGUCAGUCCGACCUCCACCCGACUCCUAAUAAAAUUGAACUGGUCUUUGUUUCUUA